AUGCUGUCUAAAGAUUCCAAUAGUUCCAACAUCAUGGGUGAUUUGGAAUACCAGGAUUAUAGAAACAAGUUCUGGUCUUCGUCCACUCCAAUUAACCUGCUGUCCAAGCCAACCACUUUUCAGCCGUUGGGGAAAGAAGAAUCAUACACAAGACACAUUAGAUCAGAAACUUUCCCUGUAACCAAAGAUGAAUCAUUCUAUCCAAGUGAUACUCAUCCAACUAAUAAAUACUUGAAAAACACCAUGAUGAAUGCUCCUAGCUAUGUUCCAAGUAAUCUCAAUUACAACAAGCAGUAUUACAAAAAAGACGACAGCUUUGAAUCAUUACAGGAUGAUUAUAACAAAUUAAAAGGGGAAUUGAUAUUAAAGAACCAAAUCAUUAAAAACCUCACUGACCAGAUUAACAUGAUGACCAAAACCGAAGCCAGAUCAUCUAGUUUCAAGUUACCCAAAAACCACUACCAAUUGUUCCAGGAUUUGCUGAAAACCUUGCAGGAUAAAUCCAUUGAGUUGCAGGAAACAAACCAACGGUUAGAAGCAGUGUUGGUUGCCAACAAUUUUAGCGACAACUAUGAUGUGGAGGAAUUGAGCCACAAAUUGGUCCACAAAUUAUCUCAGUUACUGCAAGAAAACGAAAAUCUUUUGAAAAUCAUUAGCUUUGGAAACAAAACCAACUUGUUGAUUGAGAUUGGGUUGUUGAAACAUGAAAUCCAACAGUUGAAAAAUGAAAAGUAA
Messenger RNA from Candida tropicalis MYA-3404, 735 nucleotides. RefSeq names its product Mum2p (gene MUM2). The record is from RefSeq and is a predicted model, not a curated record. Lineage: Eukaryota; Fungi; Ascomycota; Pichiomycetes; Serinales; Debaryomycetaceae. The coding region runs from base 1 to 735 and encodes 244 amino acids. The transcript has a single exon.